Molecule: messenger RNA, 1947 nt
Organism: Yamadazyma jaroonii
Lineage: Eukaryota; Fungi; Ascomycota; Pichiomycetes; Serinales; Debaryomycetaceae
Source: the annotation of a GenBank genome assembly
AUGAAAUAUUGGUUGAUAUUACUAUUGCAAGCAUUAGCAGUGUUAGCAAGGUCUCCUACCGGAGGAUAUGCUCCUGGGAAUGUCACAUGUCCUGAUAAAGAUAUAGUAAGAGAAGCUAACGAUCUUUCAUCAGAAGAACAAGAAUGGUUAGAGUCCAGAAAUCCAAUAACAAAACAGAGAAUUACUCAAUUCUUAAAAGACUCCAAUUUAACCGACUUUGAUGUCGAUGAUUUCAUGAAAAAUGUCAACGAUACCAUUAAGAUUGGUUUGGCGUUUAGUGGUGGAGGUUAUAGAGCUAUGUUGAAUGGAGCUGGUCAAUUGUUAGCUUUAGAUGACAGAUAUGAACCUUCAAACACUGUCGGUUUAGGUGGGAUCUUACAAAGUUCCACUUAUUUGGCUGGAUUAUCAGGUGGUAAUUGGUUAGUUGGAUCUUUUGUCUUAAACAAUUAUACUUCUAUUGAUCAAAUCAUUGCUACUGAUGCUUUAUGGGAUUUAGAGAACUCUAUUAUCGAUUAUGGUGGAUGGAAUGUUAUUGAAGCUGUUAAGUAUUAUACUCAAAUUUAUGGAGCUUUGAAUGAUAAAGGUGAUGCUGGUUAUGACAGAUCUAUCACUGAUAUUUGGGGUAGAGCUUUAUCAUAUCAAUUAUUAUCAAAUUAUACUGAAGCUGGUGUUGAUGUUUGUUGGUCAGAUAUUAGAGACUUACCCUUAUUCAAAGACCAUGAGAUGCCUUUCCCAGUGGUGGUGGCUGACGGUAGAACUCCAGGUGAAUAUAUCAUUAGUGGUAAUUCAACUGUUUUCGAAAUCAAUCCUUUUGAAUUGGGUAGUUGGGAUCCUUCAGUUAAUCAAUUCGUUGAUGUUAAAUAUUUAGGUACUCAUUUGGAUGAUGGGAAACCUGUUGAUGAUGUUUGUGUUUCUGGUUAUGAUAAUGCUGGUUUCAUCAUGGGUACAUCAUCAUCAUUAUUCAAUCAAUUCAUUUUACAAUUAAACACUGUUUCCUUACCUGAUGUUGUAAGCGAUAUAUUACAAAAAAUCUUGAAUAGUGUCAGUAAUGAUGAAAACGAUAUUGCAAUUUAUGAACCAAAUCCUUUCAAAAACUCCAAUGACGGAGACUUCAAAUCAAUUUCUGAUAACGAAACAUUAUUUUUAUGUGAUGGAGGUGAAGAUUUACAAAAUGUUCCUUUAUAUCCAUUAAUGCAAGCAGAAAGAGCUUUGGAUGUUGUAUUUGCUUAUGAUAAUUCUGCUGAUACCAAUCAAAGUUGGCCUGAUGGGGCUUCACUUAUUGCCAGUUACGAAAGACAAUUUUUACCUCAAGGUAACGGUAGUAUUUUCCCUUAUGUCCCUGAUAAGAACACUUUUAUUAAUCAAAAUUUAACUUCAAAGCCAACUUUCUUUGGUUGUGAUGCCAAAAAUUUAACUACUUUAAGAAAAAACUUAACUGAUGAUGACCAUAUUCCUCCUUUAUUGAUUUAUAUGGCUAAUAGACCUUUUAGUUAUUGGUCAAAUACUUCAACUUUCCAAUUAAGUUAUGAUGACGAUGAAAAGAAAGGUAUAAUACAGAAUGGUUUCGAAGUAUCUUCAAGAUACAAUAGAACUUUGGACGAUGAAUGGAAUGCAUGUGUUUCAUGUGCUAUUAUCAGAAGAACCCAAGAAAGAUUAAAUCUUGAACAAUCAGAACAAUGUAAACAAUGUUUCGAAGAAUAUUGUUGGGAUGGCACCACUGAUGCUUCUACCACUCCAGGAGUAAAUUUCACCGAAACCGGAUCCACUACAGGAGCCGCAGAUCCUGUUGAGAGUUAUGAAGGUACUUUCAAUACCUCUGAUAGAGGUCAUGAAACUGACGAGGAAGAAGAUGGUAAAGAUAAUGCUGGUUUUAGUCUUUCCGAUCAUAAAGCUUUAGUUGCCAGUAUUUUUUAUGGAUCUUUGGUUACAUUUUAUUUCCUUAUUUAG